AUGUCGAUAAGAAGAUCACUGUUACGUUUUGUUAACAUCCCUAAACCAUGCCAAAGACUUUUGAAGGCACGAAAUUUUAGUGCAGAAGCCGCUUCAAAAGACGACGAAAAACGAAAAACUCAUUUUGGAUUUGAAACUGUUGACGAAGAUGAGAAAACUAAAAAGGUGCAUCAUGUAUUUGAAACAGUAGCCGAUAAGUAUGACAUGAUGAAUGAUGUUAUGUCCUUCGGUAUACACAGAGUGUGGAAGGAUAUCUUCAUGAUGAGAUUAGCUCCAACUCCUGGAACCAAAUUAUUGGAUAUGGCAGGUGGCACAGGUGAUAUAACAUUCAGAUAUAUAAAUUACUUAAGAAAUAAAGGUAUUUCUGCAACAGAAAAGCGCAGCAGUGUAACUGUGAGUGACAUCAACCAGUCUAUGUUGGAUGUAGGAAAAGUACGAGCAGAAAAACAGGGUUACACAAAAGACUCUCCAGUAGAUAUAGACUGGUUGUGUGCCGAUGCAGAACAGCUGCCAUUGCCCGAUGACUCUUACAAUGCUUACACCAUAGCUUUUGGUAUAAGGAACUGCACUCAUAUUGACAAGGUGUUAGAAGAGGCUUACAGAGUGUUGCAGCCCGGAGGUCGCUUCAUGUGCCUAGAAUUCAGUCAGCUACCGAAUCAAACUAUGCAAUGGAUGUAUGAUCAGUACUCGUUCCAACUGAUCCCGGUGAUGGGCCAGCUGGUGGCAGGGCAGUGGAAGGCCUAUCAGUACCUCGUCGAGAGCAUCCGCCAGUUCCCUGACCAGGAAAAAUUCAAGACAAUGAUAGAGAACGCUGGCUUCAGACAAGUAACUUAUGAAAACUUAACAUUCGGUGUCUGCGCCAUACAUUCGGGGUUCAAAAUA
Messenger RNA from Brenthis ino (lesser marbled fritillary), 882 nucleotides. Lineage: Eukaryota; Metazoa; Arthropoda; Insecta; Lepidoptera; Nymphalidae. The record is from the annotation of a GenBank genome assembly.